Molecule: messenger RNA, 815 nt
Organism: Phaedon cochleariae (mustard beetle)
Lineage: Eukaryota; Metazoa; Arthropoda; Insecta; Coleoptera; Chrysomelidae
Source: the annotation of a GenBank genome assembly
AUGCUGAACGAGCUGCCCGAGCAGUACAGCAGCUCCAAGGUGGAAAAAGUGCUGCAGCGUAUGGGCGCCUUGCUUCCGAUGAACAUCUUCUUGCGGCAUGAGGUCGACAGGAUACAGAACGUGCUACAAGAGGUGAAAUCGACACUGACAGAUUUGAAAUUGGCAAUAGAUGGGACGAUUGUGAUGAGCCAAGGUCUCAGGACUUCUCUAGAUGCUAUGUAUGACGCGAGAAUCCCAGAUAAAUGGCAAAAGAUAUCUUGGGAGUCUGCCACACUAGGAUUUUGGUAUACGGAACUUUUAGAAAGAGAUGCUCAAUUCCGAACCUGGAUUCAAAGUGGCAAACCGAACGUGUAUUGGAUGACAGGAUUCUUCAAUCCCCAAGGGUUUUUGACAGCCAUGAGACAGAAUCUGAUAACCCGUUACAGUAAAGAGGACUUGAAGGAGGGCCCUCCGGAGGGCGUGUACGUCCACGGUCUCUUCCUAGAGGGCGCCAGUCUAGAUCGCCGUUCUGCCAAACUGGUCGAGAGCAAACCCAAGGUUCUGUACGAGCAGAUGCCCGUCAUCUACAUUUACGCCAUCAAUAGCACAGCGGGCAAAGACCCGAAGCUAUACGAGUGCCCCAUCUACAGGAAGCCCCAGAGGACCGAUCAGAAGUACGUGGGGUCCAUCGAUUUUGAAACGGACCACAAUCCGAGGCACUGGACUUUGAGAGGAGUCGCCCUUCUGUGUGACAUCAAAUAAAAAAAAAUGGGAAAGUGUCUUUGUUGUUUUGAAUGAGAUGAUUAUUAUGAAAAUACAUUUUGCAUUUAGUGCAA